Messenger RNA from Thrips palmi, 3412 nucleotides. RefSeq names its product neuronal acetylcholine receptor subunit alpha-10-like. NCBI's taxonomy places the organism in Eukaryota, Metazoa, Arthropoda, Insecta, Thysanoptera, Thripidae. Gene Ontology annotation, biological process: monoatomic ion transmembrane transport; nervous system process; regulation of membrane potential. The transcript has 10 exons. Gene Ontology annotation, cellular component: postsynaptic membrane; neuron projection; synapse. Gene Ontology annotation, molecular function: transmembrane signaling receptor activity; acetylcholine-gated monoatomic cation-selective channel activity. The record is from RefSeq and is a predicted model, not a curated record. The coding region runs from base 8 to 1510 and encodes 500 amino acids.
CCAGGCCAUGAUGGCCGCCAGCACGGCGGCGCUCCUCGGCCUGCUGCUGUGCGGCCUGCUCUGCGGCCCAGGGCUGUGCGACGAGAUGGAGUACCAGCUGACGCGCUACCUCAUGGACCGGUACGACGCGUCGGUGCGGCCCGUGGAGAACGCCUCCAUGCCGCUGCAGGUCACCUUCGGCGUGUCGCUGCACCACAUCAUCGACGUGGACGAGAAGAACCAGAUCCUGACGACGAACUGCUGGCUGACGCAGAUCUGGAAGGACCACCACCUCCGGUGGAACUCGUCCGAGUACAACGGCAUCAACGUGGUGCGGAUCCCCUACACGCGCGUCUGGAAGCCGGAUAUCAUCCUGUACAACAACGCCGACUCCCAGUACAGCACGGCGGCCAUCAACACGAACGUGAUCGUGUACAGCAACGGCAUGGUGACGUGGCUGUCGCACGGCAUCUACCGCUCGUCGUGCGACAUCGACGUCGAGUUCUUCCCCUUCGACAUCCAGGCCUGCAACAUGAAGUGGGCCUCGUGGACGUACGACGGCUACCAGCUGGACCUGGUGAAGCAGACGGAGGAGGGCGACGUGUCCAACUACCAGGCCAACGGCGAGUUCGACCUGGUGUCGUUCGACGCCAUGAAGCACGUCGAGUACUACUCGUGCUGCCCGGAGCCCUACCCGGACAUCACGUACGUCAUCCGCAUCCGGCGCCGGCCCCUGUUCUACGUGUUCAACCUCAUCCUGCCCUGCAUCCUCAUCAACUGCAUCGCCCUGCUUGUCUUCUACGUGCCCUCCGAGUCCGGCGAGAAGGUGACCCUGGGGAUCAGCGCGCUCCUGUCCAUGACCGUCUUCCUCAUGACAAUACGAGAGUCCCUCCCCCCGACUGAGAAGACUCCCCUUAUCAGCCUGUACUACGGCGUCAGCAUCUGCCUGGUGUCCUUCGCGUCCGGGCUGUCCGUGGUGACGCUCAACGUGUACCACCGCGGCGUGCGCGGCACGGGCGUGCCGCCCAUCAUCAAGACCAUGGUGCUGCAGCACCUGGCGAGGCUGGUGUUCCUGCGCUUCGAGCCCCGCGACAAGGCCAAGGGGCCGCACCAAGGCGACGUGACGCGGCUCGGCCCGCGGCCCGACAAGUGGAUGCCGGAGGACGCGGCCAACGCCGACCCCCAGCAGAUGAGUCCCCGGUUCAGCAUCCGGCAGCGGCCCAACGCCUCGCGGACGCCGGACGGACGGCCGGACGGGCCGGCCUGGGCGGGCCACAACAGCAACAGCGGGGUCCUCAGCGGCGCGUUCUCCGAAGACCUGGAGGCGCAGUUCGUGCGCGUGCUGGUGCGCGUCAACGCCACCAUCGAGCGCAACGAGGCGCGCCUGGCCGAGCAGGAGCGGCGCGAGACGGCCGAGCUGGAGUGGAAGCAGGUGGCGCUGGUGCUGGACCGCUUCCUGCUCUGGCUCUUCAUGGCCACCACGGCCAUCGCCUCCACCGUCAUCCUCUGCGGCUCGCCCUACGGCCCAUGAUGGUGGACCUACGAGGGCGCCACCGUGCAGCCCAGGGAGCGGCCCCGCCUGGAGCCGCUGCAGCCCCUGCAGCGCCCCGGGAAGCACUGAGACGUCGCCAAGCGCCGCCAAGAAGGCUUCGCUUUCCUUUGGCGCUCCGCGCUCCGCCGCUGCGCUCUAAGCCGCUGAUGCUUUCCUAGUUUGGUCCGGACCUCGCUGCUAGCUGCCCCGCCGCCGUGUCCCGCUUCCAGCAGCGCUUCCAGCGAGGCGAGAGGCGCCGCUUUCCAGCUGACCCCUCGCUUGUCUAGUGCUUCGAGUAGUGACGCCGUUCGCUCUCGCCUCCUUCAACUUCUUGCCUCACUAUUUCGCAUUUCUUACCCCCCCCCCCUCGCAUUUCUUAUCCGCGCCACUCUGCCCUUCCCCCCCCCCCCCCCCACCACCACCACUUCAAAUUUCUGCCGCUUUUCACUCUUCAAAUCCCCCCUCCCCCAGAACAAAACACGUUGAAUUUCUCCCCUCCUUCCACCACGACCUCUCUUGGCUUCCCCCACCACCACCUGCCCCCCGCGUCUUGCCCUGUCCUCGCUAGAAACCUUGAAAAGUCAGCGGUUUGGCGACAUGGACGACUCCCGUCCAUCCAGCGGCGCGUUCGAGCGACAAAGGCCUCGUCUCAUCCCUGUCGUGCCCUCGUAGGUCACCAACGUCACCAACCAAUCGCCACCACCGAACAAUUCGUCCAGAGCGAAUCUCUCUCGCAAAGUGGAAACUUGACUCGUGUGUGUACAGUGCAGGCGCGGAUCGAGUGGGGUGCAAAAGGACAAUUGGCCCCCUAGACAGCCGCCUGAAUUGUGGGCAAGGCAGCCCUUUGCCCCGGUAGGUAGGCAAAAACAUUGCCCCUCCCUCGGGCCGGCCCUGGAUCCGCCACUGCCGUCGUGUUGAUGUGCGCACAGCGCACAGUGCUCCGACUUGUGUUGACUGCUCAGCGUGCUUCCGGGCGCUUUGCGUAGAUCACUGAGAGGGGCGCCUCUAGUGCAUUUAUUCGUUUGUUUGUUGGCUUAUCCGCCGCACUGUACUUAUACAGUGGCGUAGAUUAGAUGGGCUCCAGUCGUGUAAUGUGCCAUGUUCCGACACACAGUACCUGUUUUGUUUGCGUCUUAAAUCGCGUGUUUGCCAAAGAUUCACAGAUUUUCGUUAACGGACCUUAUUUUGUCUCAUGUGCGAAACUCCGUAUCAAUUGUAUAAAAAUUUAUAUAUUCUUUUUUAUUUUAAAUGUAAGGACAGUUCCUCGACUCCAAACGUUUUCUACUUUGUCAUGUCGUUAUGGCGGAGAUUAACAAAACGUAGAGUAUUUAAGGUUAAGCGUUCUAGACGCACCGUAUCUAUGAAGACUACGAGUUACCGAAUGUGAAAAAGCAGGUCUCAACUUUUUGUCAAAUUCAGAAUUUAUUACACUCGGGACUUUCCAAGUGAUUUGUGUACAUUAGUGACAUGGACUUUCUCAGGGUCUGCCGCCAGUUGGCUAGGGUUGUGACUAUCCUCAUUUUGAUUACUACUAAGCAAAGACCCUGCACAAACAAUUAUUGGGUAAGACUUGACAACUCAUGUGCAUAAAGUCCAUUUAAAGUUCAGGGUGUGCCAUGAAAAGCUAUGGCUGAGAUCGUUCCCCCCCUGUUAUUAUUAGCCGUUCUCCAAAGUUUACUUACUUGUUUGGUGAGUGCAUUGCACUUUGUAUUGACAACGGAUAGCGUUGACGGGAUGAAGCGUCCUCUUCGAGCCGACGGCGCCGACGGGCUCGAAGGACACCAGGCAUGUGGAGCGUGCCGAACAAAUCUCAUUGAGGAAUCACAGGGUAAAGUAGGAGUCGUGCCUACUCAUUUAGCGUCUUUCUAAAAGUUCGUUUUCAUCGUUGUUUGGUGGCACCUU